AAAGAAGUGCUUCCUUAAAUCCAGUUUGAAAUGUUCUCCCGCUAAUUUCCACCUAUGGCCAAUAAGAACUUCUCUCACUGUUAUGUGCUUAUAUGUAAUUUACCAUAUAUUUUUCAACAAAGAGGAUCAGUUAACACCUCAAUAAUAAAUCCGAGUCUAGUUCACUCUAAAAUUCUGUUCCAAAGCAUGCACAACUGGCCACACCUGAUUAUGGCUGGACAAAAGAGUUUUCGUAUGCGCACCAGAGCCUGGAAAGGUGCGGUCUUACUGGCUGCUUGCCAUUCAUUGGUGUAGAGGGUGUAGCAAUAGACAGGAGCUCUGAAACAAAACACAGCCCAAGUUACACUUUCACACUCUGAGUAAUGAGGUCUUAUUGACUGUGUUUUCAUUUUUAUUGCGACAGAUCCACAGGAUGAAUAAUGUGGGAUGAGGUGGAUGAUGGCUUCUGAUUUUAGGUUUGAAUGUGUAAUAUACUUCUAGGUAGUACCAUAUAUGGUAAUGUUUUUCCACCCGGUCCUCGGGGAUCCACAGACAGUCCAUGUUUUUGCUCCAUCCCGGCUUCCUGCCGGAUCGUCCACUCCCGUCCUACCUGGAGCUGAGAAGGAGCAAGAAAAGAAAGUUCGGUCUGGGGUUCCCCAAGGACCGGUUUGAGAAACACUGCUAUAUGCAGUCAGACAGAUAUGUUGAAAUAACAAGAUGGACUGAGUCACUGCACAGUUUCCAAGGAUCAGGCUGAUGAAUGUUGACUGAUGUCCAUUGGCAGGCUAAAACAAAACCCCUCUCUAUCAUUCUGGUACAAUGCCUGCCUGUUACUGUCAUACUCUGUGAUUGGUAGUGUUUCCUGAUAGAGUAUUCCCAUAGUUUGAACUGGCAUAUCUGUGACAGGAUGUCAGCAAACUUCCUGUUGGGUAUCUUGACAGUAUUGAAAGGGCACCUUUAGCUAAGAUGCAUUAGGUGUUUCAUUUAUCAAAGGAUCUGGAGACUUUUCUGUUUACUGUUUAAACCUUCCACAACCAUGGCACAUGUUCAAUAAGGCAACAGACAGUGUUCUUAGUGCCUGGGUAGGAGGGAUUUGCUCACAUAAACCCGAGCAGGAGCUUCAUGACAGGAGUAAUGGUGCCUUGUGGGAUCCGCAGAGCCGGUCCUUGGGUUUGUGCAGAGGGAUUACUGGCACUGUGUGGAUCAGCUUCCUCAGCUGGACUCCUGUGGAAGCAGGCUGAGCCUAAUCUCUUUGGCUCUGGAACAGACAUCUGCUUGCAAGAAGCUGUUGACAGCGCAAGGCAGGGGGCGGUAUUUCCUAAGGCUGGCCCUUAAGAGAAGGAUUCUGGGAAGUGUAGUUCUGCACCUUUCACACACAAGCAAGCUGUUGGAGUGGUACAAUCCUACUAUUUCCAUUGUCAGAAAUGAUGAAUUUAUGGAACCAUUCCUGUCUUUACUGCUUGUCCUUUCUGAACUGGAGUUCAACCUUAACAUUGAGAACUGCAGCUUUUUGGAUGACAGCUGGCUGUUGCCGGUGUGUGAUGUUUAUGAGAUAGUACCAUGCCGGGAACUGGGAAUGGUACUCAGAUACCUUGGUGGACGCGUCUUCGUGUUGGACCUGAUUGAGGGCAGCCAGGCGCAGGUAGACGGAUGUGUGCUGCCCGGUGACAUCAUCGACGAAAUCAACGGGAUAUCUCUGAGGAACGCCUCCAACAGACAGGCGGGCACAGUGCUGGCACAGCUGAGGGGCGCCCCGCUGUCCCUGCGUGUGCUGCGAUGGAGGGCCGAGGACGGAUCAGUGUACCGGCCCGUGGUCAGACUCCUGCAGGAACUUCAGCGGGAGCAUCCGUCGCUGUGGCUGCGCCCCACCUCCCUGCCCCCGCCACGACAGGAGUCCCAGUGCCUGAGGGAUGGGCGGAUCGUGUACAUCGUGCAGUAUUUGGGAAAGGCCAGCGUCGGAAUGUAUGGGGGAAAGGAAGUGCUGCAGCACGGGAUUGCUCUGGUCCUGGAACAGAAUCGGCCCAAAAAGCUGCUCCCACAGGCGGCGCUGUUCGACCUGAAGGAGACACAUGUGACCUGCAUGGAGAAGACGACGAAACAAGAGAUUUUCCAGUAUCACUACCCAGAGAUUUCCUGUGUGGGGAGAUACAGCCAAUCAGACCAUACGAUCUUUGCCUUCUGUGUCGUAGACUGCCUAGAACCCCCCCAGUCACCAAGCUUCAGCUGCUUGGCAAUGCGAGCAGGAUCUGCUGAGGAAUGCGAAGCCAUCGUCACCCGGAUAGCCAUUGGUUUCAAGCACACAGAGGGGUUUGUCUGAGAUGGCCGAACAGACACUAACCUCCCCACUGGCAACUUUGAAGGUCCGAGUUCAAUACGCUAUACUGUAUACUAGCUAUACUAUACCAACUAUAACUACUUGCUGUUCGCAAUCACCUAAAACUGUCUGUCCCUCAUG
Paramormyrops kingsleyae is the source of this 2434-nucleotide messenger RNA. The record is from RefSeq and is a predicted model, not a curated record. Lineage: Eukaryota; Metazoa; Chordata; Actinopteri; Osteoglossiformes; Mormyridae.